Messenger RNA from Penicillium macrosclerotiorum, 216 nucleotides. RefSeq lists its product as uncharacterized. Lineage: Eukaryota; Fungi; Ascomycota; Eurotiomycetes; Eurotiales; Aspergillaceae. Bases 1 to 216 code for a protein of 71 amino acids. The transcript has a single exon. The record is from RefSeq and is a predicted model, not a curated record.
AUGCCGUUGAAGCGACCAACGGACCCCACGACAUGUUGGCAUAUUGAACUAUUCCCAUAUUCGGAUGAUGCUACAGCCAAGAUCGCCCUUAAAGUUCAGUCAGCCGAGCUCACGAUUGGAGGCUGCGGUGUGCCCCUCUCUCCGCCGGGGUUCAGCCUUGACGGGACCGGACUGCGAUCGCCGACCAGCCGAGGCCGGGGUCUCGACGAUUACUGA